Cyanidioschyzon merolae strain 10D is the source of this 4278-nucleotide messenger RNA. Its product is annotated as copper-transporting ATPase. Bases 1 to 4278 code for a protein of 1425 amino acids. The record is from RefSeq and is a predicted model, not a curated record. Lineage: Eukaryota; Rhodophyta; Bangiophyceae; Cyanidiales; Cyanidiaceae. Gene Ontology annotation, biological process: monoatomic cation transport; copper ion homeostasis. Gene Ontology annotation, molecular function: P-type divalent copper transporter activity; ATP hydrolysis activity; ATP binding. Gene Ontology annotation, cellular component: membrane. The transcript has a single exon.
AUGGGCGGCGCGCGUCUGGCCUCCCCUGCUGCAUACCCGAGGGCGCGCAUCGCGCGAUCGAUCGCGACUGCCUGCGCGUCACACUCGUGUCACACGAUACGCCAUAGGCACCGGAGGUCCAGCUUGUACGGACGUUGUCGAAGCGGCAGUUUGCAUGGCCCUGGUGUCGUUACCUCGCGACUACGUUUGUACACGUGGCAUAUGAACGAUAAAGAACAAGCAGACGGGAAGGAUUGUGUGAUGUUUGAGGUCGUUGUGGCCAAGUGGCCGGGUUCGAAGGAUGUUGCAGCAGUUGUGGAGCGGUUGAAAAGUCUUCCCGAAGUUGAAGCUGUCUUUCCGGAGUGCACUGGAGCAGAGGUAAAGUUGCGCGUGCGUACGUCGCCAACAGCGCUGUACUCCAAAAUUAUAGAGUUUUUACAGGGAGAGCUGCCCGCGGUACAGAUGACGCUGCGCACGCGCAUCUUCCAGAUAGUGCACCUUCAAGUCGAAGGCCUUCGUUGCGAUGGAUGUGCUCGCAAGGUCACUGCAGCGUUGGAAAACGUGCCGGGAGUUGUUCGGGCACAUGUCCUGUUGGGUCUCAAGCGGGCACGCGUUGCUUUGGAUCGCCAGGUGCCUGUGUCGGCGCUGAUCCAGGCGACGAACGCCGUUGGUAAGCAGGUCACACUCAUAUCAAAAGACGUGGAAAUGAGUUGUAUCAGUGACGCGGAUGAUACCUCCGAAGCGCUCCGUUAUAACUGUGGUUGCGGAGAACCGAGCUGCGUCGGCGCACUCGAGCCGCGGCUUCGAGGUGAUGCGGGCGUUCGCGUGAACCGCGAAGAGCUGGACACCAUGGGAUGCCUGGUGAAUCCAGUGGGCAUCCUGGAUCUUUCGCAAGCUGCUUGCGGUUGUGGAAAGCGAGCCUCGACUCGUGCGUGUUGCUCAUCGAAAUCUCUGAAAACAAUGGCCGUAGACGAGAGCGCUACGACUGAGAAGACCUUGAAAAAGGAAGCGCUCCAAGACAAAACAAAUCUUGUCCGUACAACUUUCAGUGUUCGUGGUAUGUCGUGCGCUACCUGCGUUGGUGCCAUAGAGACCGCACUUCGUCGUCUAGCUGGUGUCCAGAGCGCUUCUGUGACGUUGCUCAGUCAGAAGGCAACAGUAACGUAUGAUGGCAAUAUCGUAGACGCCGGCCGGAUCCAGGCAUAUAUUGCGUCCAUCGGCUACGGCGCCGAACUGCAAUCCAAUGAGACACUCACGGAUGGGUCGGCAUCGCAUCCGAAUCGAAGCGGUACCGUGGCGGGCUCCGACCGAAUGCCAUUAGUGCUAUGUUUUACAGACCGACUCAAAGCGGACGAGGCAGUAGCUGCGCUCCAAAGGACUGCUGUGGCGAAGACAUUCAACCUAGUCGAGCAAAAAUCCACAGGAGAAAUGGACGCUAACGCGGCGCUUCCUUGGUGGCAAGCGCUUUAUCGUCAGUGGCUGUGCAUGCGCAAGCGGCCUGCACCGCGCUACGCGCUCCAUAUAUGGCCGAGAGAUGAGCAAUCUAUCACGAAUAUCAGCAAAAACAUGGAGGUUUCGCCAGAGGCAUCUCAACUGAAUCCAUACGCUAGAAUCGUCGCUGUUUUGCAGAGUGCUGGCCUCGGUGGCAGCUUCGACAUCAAAGAUGCACCCAAUGCCGCUAAGUCGCAGGACCCCGCUGAGACAUUGGCAGCGCGUCUACACCGAGAGGCGUUGGAAUGGUUGGGACGUUUUGCCUUCGCGCUGGUGUUUACGAUUCCUGUACUGGUUAUCAGUACUGUUCUAAUGAAUUUACCAAUGCCACCGCCUUCCUUGAGGGCUCAGGUUGGCGGCUCUGCGCUCCAGGUCGGCAAUUUGGUUGCCCUGGUGCUCACAACUCCUGUUCAGUUCAUUGCGGGCUAUCCUUUCUACAGGGGCAGCUACUACGCGCUGUUGAAGAGGCGUCGAGCGAACAUGGACGUGCUCGUUGCGUUAAGCACAUCCAUUGCCUAUUUCUACUCGCUGAUUCUCGUGAUUCUGAAUGGCGCCAAUGUGCGGUUUGGAAGCGGUCCCGCAUUUGACACGAGUGCCCUCCUCAUUACCAUUAUCAUUCUUGGUAAGUGGAUGGAGACUGUGGCAAAACGCCGUGCCGCAUCGGGUAUUGAGUCCUUGUACGCGUUGCAGCCGCAGCGAGCCUUUUUAAUGGCCCGUAUAACACAACGGUCAGAUGAUGCUUCCUGCACCAACGAGGGUUUGAAUGAGGUACCCCAGGAACCUUGCGAGCGGAAGCCCGCGGCGGAGCGCGACACCAUUCCUGGACAUCCGCCCGAGCCGCUUACUGCCGGCAUACAUACUGCCCAAGCAAUGGAGAGCACCAGCGAGCCUGCCGUGCGAACCUCGGAUGCUUUGCCUGUAUCAACUGGGAAAAGUGGUAGCCUCCCGGUUGCCAGCGAUGAGCAGUAUCGCGGCAUCGGAGAUAUCGACGCAAAACUGCUCGACGUUGGCGAUAUUAUCGGAAUCAAACCUGGUGAACGAUUUCCCGCAGACGCGAUUGUACUCGAAGGAAGCAGCACCGCCGACGAGUCCAUGUUGACUGGCGAGUCGAUGCGCGUCCCCAAAGGCCCCGGGGCUAUCGUCUACAGCGGCACCGUCAACGGGAGCCAUCCGCUCAUUGUGCAGGCGACAGCCGUGGGCGCUGACGCGACGCUUUCGCAGAUCAUUCGUCUGGUUGAGGAGGCACAGGCCCAGCGAGCACCCGUAGAGGCCAUUGCAGACGGCAUCGCCGCUGUUUUUGUUCCUGGGGUUCUCGUGAUCGCCCUGGUCGACUUUUUGGUGUGGAUGGCGCUCGCCCAAAGUAGGGUGAUUCCAUCGAGUUGGUACAGCGGCAAGGGCGGACCAGUGCCAUUUGCGCUUCUGUUCGCGAUAUCCACCCUGAUCAUUGCCUGUCCCUGUGCGCUGGGACUCGCCACGCCCACCGUCAUUAUGGUGGCGACGUCGCUGGGAGCACAUUUGGGAGUCCUUUUCAAGAGCGGCAUCGCGUUGGAGGCGCUGCGCAGUGUCCGCUGCAUUCUGUUCGACAAGACGGGGACGCUAACCAUGGGCAGACCUGCUGUGACACGGCAUCUUCUUCUGCAAGAGCUGGAGCCGUCCAUCGAGCAUGGCCCGUCUUCGAGUGAGCGGGAGGAGGCAUUGCUUCUGAGUAUCGCAGCAAUUGAGGAGCACUCCGAACAUCUGCUUGCUCGCACAUUGCUCGACUAUAUUCGCCAACGGAUUCCAGAUGCGGUACUGCCGCUUGCUCGCGCGCUGCAUGUGGAACCGGGCCUCGGCAUUCAGGGCAUCGUCGCAGAUCACACGGUUCAUAUUGGCUCUCCGACGUGGAUCUUGCAAGUUUGUCGAGAGACACCCACGGAUUUCGCGGAUACGCAGGCGGUACCCCUGGAACAUAUCGAGCAGAAACUCCGUGCAAUCGAAGCUGGUGGAGCAACGGUGGUGGUUGCGGCACGGAACUGGGUGCCGCAGGUUGCCUUCGCCAUUGAGGACCCCAUCCGACCAGAAUCGGCUGCAGUGAUAACGACUCUGAGCAAACGCCUGCACAUAUCGUGCUGGAUGGUAACUGGGGAUCAGGCAGCCGCUGCUCAGCGUGUAGCGGAACGAGUCGGUAUCCCUACGACACGCGUGAUUGCUGGGGCCUUACCAUGGCAAAAAGCGCAGGCGGUUCGCGCAUGUGUGGAAGCAGCCGAGCGCGGAAAGUUGCCGAAAGCGGCUGUGGGAUCGGAGCCAGCACCGCCCGUGCCAUGGAUGAUCGAGGCGCUCCAGGCGGAGUCGCCAACGCAGGAUAAUUCAUCGAAGAAGAAAGCAUGGCGUCAUCGGUAUCGCGUGGCUUUCGUCGGAGACGGUCUCAAUGAUGCGCCUGCACUUGCAACGGCAGACGUUGGCGUCGCGAUGGCCGCUGGGACCCAGGUUGCAGCCGAAGCCGGACAAGUUGUCUUGAUGCGGGACCAGUUGUAUGAUCUAUUGGUCGCAAUCGACCUCUCUCGUGCUGCAUUCCGCCGCAUCUCGCUGAACUAUGUCUGGGCACUUGGCUAUAACCUUGCAGCGUUGCCACUUGCUGCGGGGCUAUUCUACCCGGCAUGGCAGCAACAGGUUCCACCAUAUAUUGCUGCGAUCGCCAUGGCAGCGAGUUCAGUCUGUGUGACCGUAUCGAGUAUUCUUCUGGAACUCUAUCGCCCGGCUCGGUGGUGCAGGUUGUCUUCGACGGUCCACAGCCCAGCGUUGCGCAGUUCGAAACACGAAAGAACAUGA